AUGGCAGAUGGCGCAGCGCAAGAGGCGCGGAGGUAUCAAAUUAAAAGUUUUUUGCGAAAAGAAGAAAAACAAAAAAGAGGCCUCGAGCCUCUUCCUGUCUUCUUCUUCGAAACCGCCAGGCUACUGCUCUUCAACCCCCUAGUGCAGCCGCUAGGGACAGAAGUUCUAUGGGAAAAAGAAAAAGGGCUCGUGCUGCAGCUGUGGGAUCGGCGUCAGGCCAAAAUAGCUGCUGCUCUGAGCGCUGCCAACUUGGACGAGCAGGUCAUCCGCAUGGACCACAUACAGCCUUCUGAAACUUACAUGCUGUCGCAUAUGCGCAUGGACGACUAG
Molecule: messenger RNA, 330 nt
Organism: Eimeria tenella
Lineage: Eukaryota; Apicomplexa; Conoidasida; Eucoccidiorida; Eimeriidae
Exons: 6
Coding region: 1-330 (109 amino acids)
Source: RefSeq, a predicted model, not a curated record